AUGUCUUCCGUUCAGGCCGACAACGCAGCGCAUCGCGAGUCUCUUUUCGCUCUCACUGCGGAGCGAGCCUCCGUUGAUGAGGUUGUGCGCGAAAGACUCCGGGUCACGUCGAUCCACGGUCCCCGUCCUGCGGUCGCGUUUGCGCCCGCCAUCGCUCACCACGGCUUCCGGCGCCGCUCUCCUGGUUCUUUCGGCUAUCGACGACUGUCCCUUCCUUUGGACCUCGGCCACUACGAGUACUCCCUCGCUUCGCCCCAGCACCUGCUCUGGGAAGUCCGGCCGGCCAACUUGGCCGCCGAAGGCGAGGAACCUCGUUAUUUCCACCGUGUGUGCAACGGCCAUGCGACCUCCGCGGAGCCCGGGGAGGUUAACUGGAUGCUGGCUAACCUGAGCCAGCCUCCUCUUCGACUGCGCCGCUCGGUUUGCAACGAGGAGAAUUCUCGGCCUCGGCCCGUGGCUUUCUGGCUUAUACUAUUGACCCGGGAUGGCGUCGACAUUCCAACGGCGGCUCCUUGGGUGGAGGCAGAGGGACCGGCGUCCCGUGGCGACUCCGAUUCGGAGCCCGAGUCGGAUGGCGAUUCGGAUAAGGAGAUGGGCUGGAACGGUCCCCUUACCCGUGUGGAGUAUAUGGACCAGCGGGGCCAGCGGUGGGUGUGCAUGGUCCGUCCCAACGGUACCAACGCGUCGGUGGCGCCCGUGGCGGACAUUUCGGAAGAGGUAGCGGAGGGGGAGGGAGAGAGUGUGAUGACCCUUCCUCUUCCGAGGUCUGGUCUUCUGAUGCCGAAUGAUGGUGGACAACCCACGUUGUUAUGUACUUUACCUCGCCUGUUCUGCUGGAGGUCAUCCCACUUGCGCGCACACGCCGAGCAUCUAGCGGUUGACACCUCGCGAUUUGGGCCAGAGCAGCCAGUACGCCCUGGCGAGGCAAACAACUCGGCCAGCUCCGCGCCUGCAACCUUCUACAGAGCCGCACAGAGACCUGACUCGCGAGUACCGGACAAGAAUGCCGACGACAUCUAA
Molecule: messenger RNA, 1020 nt
Organism: Gaeumannomyces tritici R3-111a-1
Lineage: Eukaryota; Fungi; Ascomycota; Sordariomycetes; Magnaporthales; Magnaporthaceae
Exons: 3
Coding region: 1-1020 (339 amino acids)
Source: RefSeq, a predicted model, not a curated record